AUGGUCGACAUAAUCUAUUUAAUAACACUUGUACCAACAGUACUUCUAUCAACAUUACGAUCUGAUGAUGAUGGAUUCGAUAAAAUGAAUUAUAAAUAUACAGUUGCUUUACUUGUUCUUUUUUCGACAAUAACAGCAACGAAACAAUUUGAUGAUGAUCGAAUUGAAUGUUGGAGUCGAGCAAAUUUUAUUAAACCAUAUGUUGAUUAUACAAAUCAAAUAUGUUAUAUAUCAUCAACAUAUUAUAUUGAUAGAAAUAGAACAAUACCACAUAAUAUUGAAGAACGGUAA
Rotaria sordida is the source of this 291-nucleotide messenger RNA. The record is from the annotation of a GenBank genome assembly. NCBI's taxonomy places the organism in Eukaryota, Metazoa, Rotifera, Eurotatoria, Philodinida, Philodinidae.